Molecule: messenger RNA, 1701 nt
Organism: Ogataea parapolymorpha DL-1
Lineage: Eukaryota; Fungi; Ascomycota; Pichiomycetes; Pichiales; Pichiaceae
Exons: 1
Coding region: 1-1701 (566 amino acids)
Biological process (GO): DNA-templated transcription; positive regulation of transcription by RNA polymerase II
Molecular function (GO): zinc ion binding; DNA-binding transcription factor activity, RNA polymerase II-specific; sequence-specific DNA binding
Source: RefSeq, a predicted model, not a curated record
AUGAACGGUCCUUUUGGAAGCUCCAAAGAGUUGUCUUCAUUUGCGCCUCAGCCGCAGCAUCCUUUCAUGUCAACACAACAAUUCCUACCUGCUCCGGGCCAGAAAUACCUACCGACACCACAGCAGCAAUUCCAGACCCCCGUGUUGCCUCCUUUGUCCCAGAAGCCUGCCCCAUUGCACAACUUGGUGAAUCGUACGACGCCCGGACGCGUGCAUAGUGAGCUCUUUGAUGCGUCGACGCGUAAACUCGACCACGAGCCUGGGAUUGACCUGAUCCACUCGAACUUGGUCCACACCAUAAUGGGCAACAAAACCCCUACACCACCACUAGAGCCGUUGGCCAUAAACAAAGAUCUCGCGUUGCAAUUUGUGAAGGCGUAUCUGGACCACAACAACAGGUCGUAUCCGAUAUUGAACGAAAAGGAGUUUCUGGGCAAGGUCGCAACGGUGGACUUUGACAGUUUCUUCCAGUCCCGCGGCAACCUUGAGGCAUCGUUCUUUUUUGAGCUCAACAUGAUAAUGGCCAUUGGUUGCACCACCUUGGAGCGAGCAGGAGUCAUCGACAAGAGCAAAGGCUACUCCAAGUAUUUUUCCUCAAAGUCGAUGAGUCUGCUCACCUCUGCUGUCUCCUUUCAAGACAUCUCUAGCGUGCGGUCGCUCGUUCUUUUGGGGAUUUAUUCUUUUUUCGACCCAAAGGGCCUGUACUCGUGGUCCAUUGUGGGAAUUUUGACCAGAAUAGCGGUUUCGUUAGGACUUAAUCGCAAAAUUAGAGACGUGGAGGCCAAGAGAAUGACCCCCGCACAGAUUGAGAUGAGACACAGGCUGUUCUGGGCCGUCUUCAACAUGGACAGACUAAUCUCCACAAGUUUUGGACGCCCUGUGGCCAUCAGAGACGAUGACAUCAACGUCCCUUUGCCCGAGCCGAUUGAUGGCGAGGGGGUCGAAACUCUCAACGUUACUCGGAAUAUAAUUGAGAUGAGAAGAAUUGAGGGAAUGAUUUUGACAAGCGUCCACUGUGUGAAAUCGUCAGAAAUUUAUCCCACUGCAGAGAACAAGGACGAGGUUCUUAGCAAGAUUCGACAGGAUAUCGAAAAAUGGUACAGCAACUCACGACUUUUAUCGUCUAAGUCGUCUCAGAAAGGAAACAUAUCUUUUUUGGAGUCCACGGCAUGGUUCUCGGCAAGAUACUACCACAUGCUGAUGUUGUUGUACCGCCCCUCGUACCUAUUUCCUAAACCUUCACUCAACAACUUGGAGAUUCUGGGCAGGGCCUGUCUUCAAAAUUUGUCUUUCACAUACAAUCUUUACACUUCAAAUUUGCUACCACUGAACUGGAUCACGCUUUAUCGCUUUUUGACAACUUGCACCACAAUUUUGUACUGUUUGUGCCACUGGUCAAUCGACUUGGUGGAGUCCAAGACUGACAUCCAUUUAUGUGUCGAGAUCCUCAACGGCUUCAGCGAAAACUGGUACUUUGCCAAACGCUGUGCAGAGGUGUUCAAGACCAUCGACGACGCUAUUCUAGACAUUUCGAUGAGCAGCUCCAACGGCCAGAUCCAGCCAGUCGACCAGCUUUUGGUCGAUUUGAUGAAUACAUCGUCUUCAUAUCACGAAAUAUUAUUCGAGAAUGAGGUCGAUAUAUGGUACGGAGAUGACUUUAUGAUUUCGGACGUGAAGAAAAAGCCGGAAUCAGAGGAUUAG